Molecule: messenger RNA, 3881 nt
Organism: Tribolium castaneum (red flour beetle)
Lineage: Eukaryota; Metazoa; Arthropoda; Insecta; Coleoptera; Tenebrionidae
Exons: 4
Coding region: 110-3685 (1191 amino acids)
Molecular function (GO): serine-type endopeptidase inhibitor activity
Source: RefSeq, a predicted model, not a curated record
CAGUGUUUUCUUGCUCUAGCCGAGUCUGCAAGCAGUGGUCCGUGUCCUCUUCUUCAUUGUAUUUAGUGAGAGUGCAUUCACAUGAACUAUAACACUGUUGUAUUAUUGCAUGCUGGACUUAUAUAACCCGAAUCGGCUACUUGAAAGAAGCAUGUGGCGGCUGCUGCUUCUCGCCCUUCUGGCGGCGGCUGAGGACAACAAGGACAAGGACAGGACGGUGUUAGGGUCCAGCGUCGUCACUUCAGUCUCCGUCAUAAUGGACGCCGGAAACGGCUCUAAAAUUUACACCGAUGCGGUUGGCAAACCUGUAUCAAAACCACAGGUUGCCACAGAUGUUGCCAGCCCUAUUGAACUACUCAAUCCAGACAGAUACGAGUUUUACACAUUUGACGAUGCCGGUGAUUUGGUCAAAAGACUAAUGACACUUGAAGAAAUCCACGACAUCAUAGCAACCGGUGACGAUGACGUCACACUCGACGCCUUCAUGCCCGAAAAACGGGUCAACGACGUGGUCAAUAACGUGCAAAACGUACUUAAAGAAGAAAUCAAGCAACACAAGAAUCCGGAAAAACCCGAAUUUGAUACACCGGACGUUUCCGAUUCGUGGAGUAUGAUUUUACCCGCCAUUUUCGGCAAUUCGGGGGCGGACAUUAAACCGGAACCGCCCACCAGUCACGUGACACCUGAUACUGUGCUAGUAAUGGCCACGACUGAGCAAAUCUCCACCACUCAGAAAGUCAACACUUUGCAAACCAGUAGUACUAGCACUACUACCACUAGUACUACAAGUAGUACGCCCUUAAUUAACGUGGAAAUUAUCACAAAUUCGAAUUCAACAACUGAAAGAAGUGAUAACGUGUCACCAGUUGUUGAAAUCAAGCCACAACAUGAGUCAGAAUUCAAAAACAACGUCAGGAAAGGGACAAAAAGGCCGUUCCCGGUGAAAAGUACGACCUUCAAGCCCUUAAGGAGGCCCACAAGGACUACGACCUUAACAGAGGCGCCCUCUACAACAACUACCACAACUACAACACCUGCGACAACAACAGAACCCGUCAGUGAGACAAUAGUACCGGAUGCUGGCGCCCAGUUUGAGAAAAUCUUGCCUGAAACAACAACAAUAACAACAGUACCAACAACAACAACACCGCCAACAACAACAGAACUUGACAGAAAGACAAUAGUACCACAAUUUGAGAAAAUCGCGCUUGAAACAACAACAACAACCGAGCCUGAGACAACCUCCACUGAAAUGCCAAGUACCACCAAAGUGGUACCCGAAACAACAACAACAACAACUCCAACAACUACCCAACAAGAAACGUCCACUUAUGGUACCUUCAGUACCUUUUUCCUGGUCAGUGACACCAAGAACCAGUCGGAACCCGACUUGAGUACCCUUGGUACCGAAUACGUCACUGUCAAAACACUGAGUACCAACACAACGGAAUCGACGGUACCUGACCUUGAGCAGUUCCUCCUAACUUCGACCAACAUUUACGAAAUUAAUUCGCAACUAUCCGAUAGUACCACUGAAGAAAAAACGGAAACAACCGAAGCAAGUGAGAAGUUUUUGAUCCGGCUGACGAACCCGACCGAAGUACCGACCACCACAACCGAUCAGACCUUCAUUGAAACAAUCGAACAAUUGAUUUCACAAGCUGUUGGUACUUCUGGACCGUACGUUGAGGCACAGAAGGAGGCUUCAAUGGUUGAGGAGAUGAUGAAAAAUGGGGGGAAUAAAACAAUGGAGGAGGUUAUGGCGGAAACCGCCACUGCAGGUUCGAGUCUACUAGAUAUGGUACCAACAAAAGUAGUACCCACAACAAUGGAUCUUAGUGAGUCGGUUGAUUCGCUCCUAUCGCAAGUACUGCAAGUAUCCACGACUCUAGAACCCGAAACCACAACAGUGGUACCAACGGUGGUACCACCCGAAAGUCAUAUCAUCAAUAUCACCAUAAUACGGAACGAACCAAAACCGGCCAAAGCCGACUUGAGUCUCGAAAUGGAGUACGACGCCAUGUUGGACGAGAUGCGCAAAAAUGGUACCUUCGAUGACAGUACCAUGCCCAAAAAUGGUUCUUUGGUCGAAACCACAACUAUUGACAGUACCAUGCCCCAAAAUGGUACUUUGGUCGAAACCACAACCAUUGACAGUACCACGACUUUUGACAGUACCACGACUGAAGAAACAAUCGAGAGUAGCACCACGCCCUCGAUUGAGAUCACAAUCAACGAAAAGAACGAAUCAGGCGCGACCUGGACGUUAGUCUCCACCCUAGCCCCGCCCACGUCCACGCCCCCUGCCGUGGAUUUGGUCCCGAAGCCGCUGCAAGGCUUCGGAUUGGAGGACAGUACCGCCCACCUUGACACCGACAUUUACCAAUUCGUGCAGUUGUGUAACGAAUUGGCGUUCGGUUUUUGGAAGAGUGUGACAAAUGGGCUAAGUACGGCCCGUAGCGUUGUGGUGUCCCCUUUUGCCGCCACGUCACUCCUGGCCAUGGUGUUCCUGGGGGCCCGGGGGGCCACCUCGGGCGAAAUGAACGAAAUACUCAAGCUGGACGAUAUGGUGACGUUCAAUCCGCAUUUGAUUUUCAAAAAUGUGUCAGAGUCGAUUGAGGUGGGGCCUGAAUCAGGGGUGGCUGUGUCGGCUAUUGUGAGGGAGUUGUACAGUGAUAGGAGUAAGGGGAAGUUGUUGGGGUUCUAUAAAGAGAGGGUGCGGCAGUUUUAUGAUGGGCAUGUCGAGGAGGCGAGUUUUAGGGAGAUUGGGGAUGUGAUUAGGAGGAGGACGAAUCUGUUGGUUAAAAAACAUACAGAUGGGAGGAUUGGGGAGUUUUUGAAGGAUGGGAGUUUGGUGGCGAAGCCGCCCCUGGCGGGGGUCAGUGUUAGCAUUUUCCAGACGGAUUGUUCCCACGGCUCGACCGAGGGCCGCGACGGCGAGCUCCACUUCGUGGUCCUCCCCUCGCUCCGCCAGCGCCGCCUCAUCCCCAUCCCCGCCACCGUCUACCGUUCGGGUUUCCUCGCCGGUUACGAGCCCAGUCUGGACGCCACCGCCGCCGCCCUCGGCUCCAAAGACGCCACCAUCUCCACCAUCUUCAUAAUCCCGGGCCAGCAGGGCGUUACCGCCCCCGGGGACGGGCUCUCGCGCCUCGAGAAGCGCCUCGUUGAGAGUUCGUUCAAGAAAGGGGCGUGGUCGCGCCUCCUCCGCUCGCUCAUCCCCCGCCCCGGCCUCGAGCUGCAAAUCCCGCGCUUCCAGCACCGCUCAUUGGUCAACGCCACCCAAUCGCUGAAGCGCAUGGGCUUGCACGAGCUGUUCGACGCCCAGAAGGCGGACCUGAAGGGGCUGAACGGCGCCGCCCACGAACUCUACCUCUCCGACGUCGUCCAAUUGAACGAGUUUGCCACGUGCGGCGAGGGCAGGAUCGGGGAAGGGCAUCACAAGGAGGUGUAUCCGGCGACGGCGGAGAGGCGGAGCUUGGAUUGGGAGGACUAUCAGAGGGCGUUUCAUGACCCGUUGCAUGAUCCCAGGUAUCUGGAUUUGCCAUUGGCGCAAAGGCCGAGACAGGCCAGGUUGCCUGAGACGCCUAGGUUGAGGUUUGAUCGGCCGUUUUUGUACUUUGUGAGGCAUAAUCCGAGUGGGCUUAUCUUACAUAUGGGGAGGUUCCAUCCGAGGUUAUUGCCAUGAGGGGGAGGGGCGGGGGUGUAUAUAGUUUGAGAUGGAACUAUCGGACUGAGAUGGAUAGUUGCAUGGCGAAGGCUUUUAUUCACUUAAUUUAUUGUAAAUUUAGACAAUUUGUGUGUAAAGUUGGAUUCUUAAAUUAUUUUAGUGCAAUUUUUGUAUUAUUUUAUUAAGGAUUACAAAUAAACAAAUGACUGUUUCA